Messenger RNA from Daphnia carinata, 4641 nucleotides. Its product is annotated as protein timeless-like. The coding region runs from base 437 to 3985 and encodes 1182 amino acids. The record is from RefSeq and is a predicted model, not a curated record. Gene Ontology annotation, molecular function: DNA binding. Gene Ontology annotation, biological process: replication fork arrest; DNA repair; DNA replication checkpoint signaling. Gene Ontology annotation, cellular component: replication fork protection complex. NCBI's taxonomy places the organism in Eukaryota, Metazoa, Arthropoda, Branchiopoda, Diplostraca, Daphniidae. The transcript is spliced from 16 exons.
AGAAUUGCCAAUGCCGAAAUAUUUUAGACAUUCCGAUAAAGAAGAGGCUUCAUCGAUUGUGAGUAGUUGUUUUGCGGAUAGGCAAAUCAAGUACCAAGAGAAUAGGGAAAUCAACAAGAAGCCAAAAAGUUCUGCUCCCGUAACCGAGUUUGUGUCAGAGGGAUUACACAGGCGCCAUUCGCUACUUGCAUAGGAACGUUCCUGACGUUUGAUUUUCUUAUUAAUCAUUCACAUUCCUCAAAAAUUUAGUGACACACUUGUGUAUACGAACGGAUUUGCAUCGCCAUCAAAUUGCUCGUUAUUUAAAGUGGUGUUCCCCAUGGAUGUGCAUCUGGUAGAUUUUACUUAUCCUUUCAAGCAGAAAAUCUAUCAACUGACAGUUUGUACAGAGUGAAACAGCACUUCAUCUACAAUUUCCAGGCUGACAACAUUUAGCAUGGAUUGGCUAACACUUAGUGGUGGUAUCCCAUGUUUGUCUCUUAUUCCGCUGGGAACAUUUCAUAAUAACAAAUACUACAUCAGUGAUGAAUGUUUACUUCACCUUGAAGAAAUCAUUGCCAAGUUAAACAGCGAAGACCAAACAACUCGUCCACUUCGACGAGCUCUCGGCUUCAUGGACAUUCUAAAUAAGGAUCUGAUCCCUAUCCUGAUCAACAGUAAGGAUCAGCCUAGCGUCUUUCGUUCGACAAUCAAGUUGUUGGUUGGGCUUACUGUGCCCGUCGAGUGUCUGGUCUGCGUGGAGACAUCGAACCAGAGCCCGUCAUCACAGCACAUUGUUCACGAGCUGACCCAGCUUCUUUACAAUGCCAAAGAAGCUUUUCUGGAUCCUAGGGCUACCCGAGCCGUGUUGGAUCACCUUCACCGUCUCCUGGAGAAGCAACAACCUUUGUCGAGCGAUGACAGCGAGUCGGUAAAUCACUGUCUGUUGCUGAUUCGCAAUAUUCUUCACGCUCCAGAACGACCUCCAAACAUGGUGGAAGUCGUGGAUAAUGGGACAACGGCAUCUGUGGCACAACCUGGCACGAGCAAUUCGCAGACACCGUACUUGGGUCCGCACUCGCACAGCCAUGGUUACACAGCCGAUUGUUCCCAGCAAAAUCGACUGCUUUGGAACCUUUUUUCGCAAGGACUUGAUCGGAUGCUCAUCAAUUUACUGGCCUGUUCACAGAAGGACGAAUGGGUGGUGACGAUUGUGCAGUUGAUUGCUCUCUUCUAUAAAGAUCAACACGUUGAGAACAUGCAGAAAUUGCUGGGCACGUGGAUUAACGCCACCACGUCCGAAUCAUCCGAGGACGACGACGAGAGCAACACUUCGCCUCCAAUUGGUCCGUGCAAUAGUCCACAAAUCCUAACGUCGUCGUCAGAUCCGACAUCCGAUUCUUCUGAUUCGGCACAGAGAAAAGCUUCCGGAAUGUCUCCUCCAGACGAGAACUCUGAAGCUGUUACUAACGAAUCACAAGGAGAAACUAUGACGACAGUCGAAAAGAAAACUGUUGUGUCCAACACGACAUCGAACACGAACCCAGUGACGGGAAAGCCGAGUCGGAAUAAAGGUCACAAGUUUUCAACACUUUCUGGUGGUCCGGGAGGAGAUACUGCUAGUACAUCCAGCACAGCUCCUUCACAAUACAGCAGCCAGUCAGAUAAAUCCCGACGAUCUAGCCAACAUAGCGCUUCGAGUGGCUUUCACUCUGAGAAUUCGGGAACUCAUCAUGCCAGCCAAAACAACAAGGAAUCGGAUGAUCAUAAAGAAAAAUCAUCCAAACGUCGCUGUCAUGGCAAUUCACAGAAUUCUGACAGGCGGAAUGAAACUAUGAUUUCGACUUCAGUUCCUGUCAUAAUUAACGCAGAAGCAGCUAAUUCAAGUGGCAUUGCAAUUGCGAUGAACCAACAAACUGAAGAUAGUUCUACUAAGAGAAAUAACAAAGUGAAUCACAAAACUGGAAAAAUGCCACCUCCAGAGAAAGAACAGCGAAGAAAAAAGCUGAGCAAACGAAGCCGGACCAUUGGUCACAUCAAGUUAAAGGCCGUCCAAUACAGUCCAACAGAGGAAGAUAUUUCACAACUGUUGAAGGAGUUCACCGUCGAUUUUCUGCUCAAUGGUUACAACGCCCUGGUGGGUCAACUACAUCAACAGUUAUUGCUGCAAGACGAUCUUCCCUUGGACAAAUCUCACUUUCUCUGGCUCAUCACCUACUUUUUGCGAUUUGCUUCCCAAUUGGAGCUGGAUAUGGAACAUUUCAAAGAUGUCUUCACUAUUGAUCUUUUAAGUUACCUGACAUGGGAGGCCGUCCGUGAAACUGAAGAGUUUGAAAUGAACUCACUACGACCGUCGAUAGACCUGAAACCGUGUUUGCGUCGGUUACACCUGGGUGUUACGGCCAUCCGUGAAUUCCUUCAGGCAUUGGAAACGUAUUCACGUCUUGGAGGCUCGCAGACCGGUGGCAAAGGCCAGACGCAAGGCUACGAAGAAAGAAUUGUUCAGUUGCGUGGUUACCUACCUGCCAUUCGCGACCUUCGACAACUCUUUUUGCUGCAACUACGCCAUUUCAAUCCAAUAAUUCAAAGUCGGCGUUAUCUUCGUGAUGUCAUCACAGCUAACCAUGUCUUAUUACUCACACUCGAAAGAGCUGCUCAGCAAUCAUCGUAUGGUCAGAGUUUUGAUCUUCGUCAACAUUUAAAUCAGUUUUGUUCGAGAACGAUAUUGACCCGCUAUGGCCUCGCUCUUGAGGAUUUCAAAACGAAUGGUCCGUUUGUCAACGACUGCAUUCUCACUGUAUUGCAUCAUAUCGGAGCCGAUCUUGGCAGAGCUGAUCUCUUGUGCGAACCAGUUAUUUUACGUUCAUUCAGUAAAAUUUGGGAAGAAGAAUUCAACAUGUGCGAUGAUUGGGACGACCUGAUUGAAUACGUUGUGCAAAAGUUUUUGCGCAACUUCCAAACGGGAGGAUGUUACGACGCCGGGUCACCUCAAAGAAGCGUGAGUGGAUCGCCCGAUCAAGAUGGUUCGCCAUCAGCCGAAUCAGAACAACAGCCUAUUGAUCCCGAACAAACUGCUGGUGACGAUGACAUUUUUUACGAAGUACCAAAAUCGGAUAUCGAAUCACUCAGGGGUCAGCUUAUGGAUUCUGGUUUCCAAAAACAGAUGGAUUGGGUACAGUCUUCUCUGUUGAUAUCAUGUUCAGCUCGUUUGGGUACCUAUAUCGGCCAGGAAUUCCGCAACCCCAUAGCUAGCUUGAGUCUGAAAAUGAACGUUUCAUGUCCGAUCGUCCCUUGGACGGAAAUAGAAGCCUCCGCCCUACGCUCAGAUCUCUUCCUUAUUCUACUGCAUCGGUUGGGUCUCCUUCCUCCUGCCCCCCAAACGGGUCUCUAUCCUCGCAUUCCACGAGAAUGGUCAUCUGAUACUCUUUACAGCGUUGCGCUUUCCUUCGGACCAGUCGAACAACAAAAAGUAGACUUUGACUUGGCCCUGGUCAGCAAAGUCGAAUUACCCAUUCCCAAUUCGCUGGCUGAUAUGCCCGAAGAUGGUUUAUUGCCAUUGACUUGGCAACCGUAUCUGGGACCCGGUCCGUCUACGUCUCUCUCAGCGGUGCCCCAUCACUGGCUGCACUGGGUAGAGCAAUCUGGCUCACUAUUUCGUUCGGCAGAGAUUACGAGCCAUGGUCACAACAGUAGCCAUAGCAUCAGUAAUCACAGCCAUCGUCCAUUGGACAGCAUCAGCACGACAAGCUCGUUGGAAGUCCACAAAACGGACUCGAGUGACGAUGAAGAAAUGGAAGACGCCAUUAUAAGUGCGUCCGGCAAUGCAUUGGUUAACAUGAACGCGCCUACAUCAUCGAAUGAAUCGGUUUCCAUGGAAGAAAUCCGUCCCGAUUGGACAGCGAUGCAAAUGAAUAUUGGUGGGGAUACAAGUUGCAGUGAGGAACCAUUCGAAAUGGUACCUGUUGGAAAUCAAACCUCCGCCACGUCCCGUGAGGACCGUGUUUAAAAAACAAAAAGAAUUCAUAUAUCAUGUGUUUUAAUAAUAAUCGAAUUGUAUGUUGGGAUUCAGUUUGAAUGGGAUUCAGUUUGAAUUAACCGUUUUCACAUUGCGUUUCAGACAGGGCAGGGUUUUACACCGUUUUCUAGUGAUACCUCAGUUGUAUUAGUUUAGUAAUUAUUUUUCUCUCUUGCUCAGUCAUUUUUUAAAUCAUUUUAGUUGAAGUAUACCUUGUUUUUGAAGUUUUUUUUUUUCGUAACGGACCUCAACAUAAAAUAGAGCAGUAUUUGGAAACCCCUCCAUAUGCUUAUAUUUGUUGAUGUAUAAAAAAAAAAUUUAUUUACGCGUCGCUGUUCGACGAGGUAAGGUUUGAGCAAACGACAGGCCGUGAUUUAUUAUUAAUUGUGAUGUAUCAGAUGGAAAAAAGAACUAUUAUUCCAUACUCUACAAAACUAAUCAGCCAUAUGAAUUCAAUUGGGUCGCCUAUAUAAUCGCAUAUGUAUUCUAAUGACCCAGCAUAUCUAAUAUUAUACAUGUGGUUUCUGUGAUCAGAGAUGAAUGAUGAGCGUCAAUGUCAUGACGUCCUCAUUCAAUCUACUCGUUUGCCGAAAUCUAUUAAACUAUACAUGUUUAUCAUCCGGAAGAAUAAAUGUGCAUCAUAUCAA